AACAAUUUACUCUCUCUCUCUCUGCAAUGUCACAGCCUCUCACCACCAGACCCACCGUCGCCGGAAUCUCUAUAUUCCCUUUCCGACAACCGCCGCCGCUCUGUACUUUCCUCUUCGUCAUCGUCCUUUUCGUCGCCACUUUCUACACUCUCCAUCACCCAGACGCCGUUACUCCUUCUCUUCUAUUUUCUCGAAAUUCCCAUAAUGCCCUCCGUCUCCACCGCCUCUUCCUCUCCUCUGCUUCCAACGCCACCAUCUCUUCUUACCUCCGAGAAUUGACCCGUCAUCCUCACCUUGCCGGAACUAAACCCUCUUUAGAAACUCUCAACUACGUCCAAAACCAUUUCAAAAGCCUCGGACUUGAGACCCAUGUCGCCGAAUACGAAGCUCUCUUAUCUUAUCCUACGCACAUCUCCGUCACGGCGCGUUUUAGCAACACGACGACUCUUGAGUUUGACUUAAACGACGUUCCCGGAGAUUCUUCUUCCUCAUCAUCUCCGGUCGUUAGGCCUUACCACGCUUACUCUCCAUCUGGGUCGGCGCAAGGUAACGUGGUUUUCGUGAAUCACGGCGAGGAGAGAGACUAUCAUGCGCUUGAGUCGAUUGGUGUGAGCGUUAAAGGGUGUGUGGUUUUAGCGAGGAAAGGUGAAACCUUGGGAAGAGGAGCAAUUGUGAAGAUAGCAGAAACUAAAGGUGCGCUGGGAGUGCUAAUAUACGCCGAGAAUGACGGUGGUGGAUUUGGCGGGAUUGAGAGAGGUACGGUUAUGAGAGGAAUCGGAGAUCCGGUUAGUCCGGGUUGGCCCGGAGUUGUCGGAGGAGAAAAACUGAGCUUAGAAAAUGAAUUGGUCACUCGGAGAUUCCCCAAGAUUCCAUCUUUGCCUUUGUCUCUUCGUAAUGCUGAGAUCAUUUUGGCUUCUCUUGGCGGUGCUAGAGCUCCGUUGGAGUGGUGGAAUUCGGGUCGGGUCGGAUCGGGUCAACGGGUUGGCCCUGGACGGACGGUUAUUAACAUGACGUUUCAGGGGGAAUUGAAAAUGAAGAAAAUUCACAAUGUUGUGGUUACAAUAAGAGGAAGUGAAGAAGCGGAUCGGUAUGUGAUUCUUGGGAACCAUAGAGAUGCAUGGACAUAUGGAGCUGUUGAUCCAAACAGUGGAACUUCUGCUUUACUUGACAUUAGCCGACGAUUCACUUUGUUGCUUAAAUCUGGUUGGAGACCACGUAGGACCAUUCUCCUUUGUAGUUGGGAUGCAGAAGAAUUUGGAAUGAUUGGAUCAACUGAAUGGAUUGAAGAAAAUGUUCUUAACUUAGGUGCAAGUGCUGUGGCUUAUCUUAAUGUAGAUUGUGCGGUCCAAGGCUCUGGUUUUUUUGCUGGUGCAACUCCUCAAUUAGACGGUCUUCUUGUAGAUGUCUUGAAGCUGGUACAGGAUCCUGAUGCUGUAGGCUUGACAGUGGAAGAGACAUUUAAGUCUCAGAAUAACAUUAUACAGAGGCUAAGCAGAGUAGAUUCUGAUUUUUCUGGUUUUCUUCAUCAUGCCGGGAUACCGUCUAUAGACAUGUACUAUGGAGCAGAUUAUCCUGUCUAUCACACCGCAUUUGACUCCUAUGAUUGGAUGAUCCACAAUGCAGAUCCAUUGUUUCAUCGCCAUGUUGCUAUGGCAGGAAUUUGGGGACUUUUAGGAAUCCUCUUGGCUGAUGAGCCACUGAUACCAUUCGAUUACAUCUCUUAUGCAGAACAAUUGCAGGCACAUAGAGAUACACUGAGCAAGCUCUUAGAAGGGAAAGUCUCUGUUAAUCCCUUAAGCAUGGCGAUACAAGAGUUCUCUUUGGUUGCAAAAGAAGCCGCAGAUGAAGCAAAGAAAUUAAAGGAGAAACCAUAUAGCAAAGACGAUGUUGCAGCAUCGGCGAAGAGAAGAGAGCUAAAUGACAGGUUGAUGCUUGUAGAAAGAGGGUUUUUGGAUGCAGAAGGGAUCAAAGGGAAGGAAUGGUUCAAGCAUCUUGUGUAUGGACCGGCGGCUGAACCAGAGAGCAAACUGGGAUUUUUCCCGGGAAUAGCAGAUGCGAUUGCGAUAAACGCAUCAGAGGGAGUAAUUGAGCACGAGAUAUGGAGAGUCGCAAGAGCGAUUCAGAGAGCAAGCAAAGCUCUUAAAGGAGGGUUCACAUGAGAAAAUCUCAAAGAGUUCUCUUUUGUGUAUAUAUUGUGACUGUAGAUUGUAGAAGAAUAACGUCUUAUGAUCUAA
Messenger RNA from Arabidopsis arenosa, 2234 nucleotides. NCBI's taxonomy places the organism in Eukaryota, Viridiplantae, Streptophyta, Magnoliopsida, Brassicales, Brassicaceae. The record is from the annotation of a GenBank genome assembly.